AUGGGAUGCGUGGCCAAUUUAAGCUCAGUCUCGUUAUGGGGCAUGACCGCCAUUACUGAUUCUGGUGUUGUUCAACUGAUAUCAAGAACUUCUUCCUUGCAACACCUUAACAUAGGAGGAACGUUCAUCACCGAUGAGUCUCUCUUCGCUAUUGCAGAACACUGCCAUCAUCUUAAGACAAUCAGUAUGUGGUGUUGCCGCCAUGUGACAGAGAAUGGCCUUCUUGUUCUUGUUAACAAAUGCACAAAACUGGAAUCCAUCAACCUAUGGGGAACUAGGAUUCCUGUGGAUUGCUUCAUUGCUUUACUUACCAUCAGUCCUGCACUUCAGAUCAAACCCAUUCAAUCGCUCCUCAAUGCUCAGAAUCCACCACCAUUGUUGCAUGCUGCUUAG
Molecule: messenger RNA, 393 nt
Organism: Thlaspi arvense
Lineage: Eukaryota; Viridiplantae; Streptophyta; Magnoliopsida; Brassicales; Brassicaceae
Source: the annotation of a GenBank genome assembly